Messenger RNA from Paramormyrops kingsleyae, 3389 nucleotides. RefSeq names its product GRAM domain-containing protein 2A-like. Gene Ontology annotation, molecular function: phosphatidylinositol-4,5-bisphosphate binding. The record is from RefSeq and is a predicted model, not a curated record. NCBI's taxonomy places the organism in Eukaryota, Metazoa, Chordata, Actinopteri, Osteoglossiformes, Mormyridae. Gene Ontology annotation, cellular component: endoplasmic reticulum membrane; organelle membrane contact site. Gene Ontology annotation, biological process: regulation of store-operated calcium entry.
GUUAAGGGGGCGUAUGUACUGAGAGUUCUUAUGUAAACGGUAGGUACGUGUUGCUCUGGAUGUUGGUAGGAACUUAAGAGAUGUCUAGGUAAAUAGUGUUUAGGGCUGUAGAUUAAGUACAUGUAUAAGUAUUUAAUACGGUGCCUAGGUCAGCAAUGCAGUUGCUGCUAAAGGGCUUUAAUACGCGCCCCGGGACGGCUUACUGCAAGGGACAGCCUACCUCGCGCUCGGAGGCGCAGCCUCGUGACGGCUCUGUCUCGAGCCGUCCAGUAGGACGCGGCGUUCUCUGCUACCUCUCCUUCCACAUUUUUCUCUCUUUUUUCUUCUAAACAACACUCGGCAGCGUAUGGAGCUUUGGUGUGUCUGAUUUUUACAGGAUCUUGCUUAAGUGACGGUCGCAUUUUGAGGAACGCCAACACUUUUUGCGUUGAAGGGCUUCUGUUUCCUGGUCCUCAAAGGAAUGGGGGAUAUUGUUGAACUGAAGUCCUUUUUUUGGGGGAAGAAUGAAAGCAAUCUGCCUGGUGUCCAGAAACAAUGGCGGCCUCGUGGGAAGCCUUUCCUUCCUAGGAUUCCAGCAAACUCGGUGAUGGAAUCCUAGUUAAUUUCCAUGCGUUUAGACGAGAAGAGCGCCACCAGAGUGGAGCGGUGUAUUUUCUUAAAUUUGCAUCGCAUCACAGCUGACCGAGGCUGAAGAACCUCCCUGUUCACAUGACAUCAGGGAACAAGCUGAGACCACAGACCCUUGUUUCCCUCGCAGCCAUCAGCAUGCCAAAGACAACGAGCGAUCACCAGGAGCAGAGCAAUGACGUCAGCCCUCUGCCCCCACAAGAAUUGACAGAACCACCCAAGGAGGAGGACAGUCCCGGCCCCCCCUCCUUCAGAUAUCAGCUGAUUGACGAUCUUUCAUACGAAGACUUGAAAAAAUGCUACCGUGCAUCAACGGUGAGCAAAUACAAUUCUCAGUACCACAAGCUGUUCCAGACGGUGCCCAAGGAGGAGACCCUCAUGAAAGUGUACUCCUGUGCCCUUCUCAGGGACAUCCUCCUCCAGGGCCGCCUCUACAUCUCCAGGAACUGGCUCUGUUUCUAUGCCAACCUCUUUGGCAAGGACAUCAAGGUGGCCAUCCCAAUCGUCUCUGUGCACGUGGUGAAGAAGCACAAGACUGCUGGCCUGGUGCCCAACGGAUUGGCCAUCACCUCCGACACGGGUCAGAAGUAUGUGUUCGUGUCCCUAAUGUCCCGGGACAGCGUGUAUGAUGUGCUUCAGAAAAUCUGCACACACCUGCAGGUCAAUAGCAAGAAAAGCCUUGGUGUGAAGCAGUAUAUGGAGGAGCCCAGCUCAUUGUCAAUGGAUGAAUUUCCAACCCCGGACGAAUUCCCAGCGACGGAUGCGUUCCCAUCGGUCCUCCAGUGGAGGCGUAAGGCAUCGGUGGUGGCCACGUCGUCCUCUCUGCCCGACCUCCUGGGAAGCUCUUCCAGCAACCUCAGUGCCGUGGACGGCUCCUUCCAGGCCGACACGCCGCUGCAGGAGAGAGGUCUCAACAAGGAGAAGCCGCUUCUGGCUGAGCCCAUCCCAGAACUGGGUCAGAUGGAGUACCAGCUGCUCAGGUUGUUCAUCCUGCUUGGGGAUCGACAGAGAGGCUCGCAUCAUCAUCACCUUCCCUCUCCUGCCCCUUCUGUCCCUCAGCAUAAUCCUACUCGUUGUGUCCUCUUGCUACCUGGCCUUCCGCGUCUGCUGCCUGGAGCAGCAGCUCUCCUUCCUCAGUACGCACCCUAGCCUGCCUGUCAGAGAGAGGUAACUGCCAGUGUCCUGACUAGGGGGCAGGCCAUGACCAACACAAGUCACUGCUUCCCCCCUGCUGUCACCUCAAAACUCCAUCAACUGACUUAAUUUCUGUGUUGGGUUUGCACAAGACUGGAGCGAGCAUGGAAUAAAAACCAAUGGCUGGUUUGUCCAGAACAAGUAUUGUGAGGUAUGGAGGAAACCGAAGGAAAACAAACACACUGUGCAGUGUGUUCGACGGGCGGCAACAAACCUGAGCUGCUCUAGCAGCCCACCACAGGGGUGGAACGUCAGCAAGGCCUCACUCCUCUUCUCAAACCUUCAUCCUCCAAAUCUCCAGUGUCGCAGAGCUGGCCGACCAAGCACCGGCUUUCAUCCUUUACUUCUGUUCCACUCUUCUAAAGGACAUUAUCAGGGGUUCUCAUCCUACAGGCCAAACCUAUUUUAAUUCCUUAUUUUCCAUACAUAGCUCCACCAGUCUGGAGCAAAUUCUUUUUUUUUUAUGAGGGUUCCCCCCCCCCCAUAAAGCCAAACAACUGUCAGAGGAACACUCUCAUCCUAACAGAAAGCACUGUAAGCUGCAGCUGUAUUCACCCUCGAAAGACCCUCCAUAUCUCUUUAGAUUCCAGUGUAACCAUGACUCCUCCCACCCAACCACAGAUCGUCUGUCGCUGACUUGCAGGCAUUUGCCUAGCAAUAGGAUGCAUCGGAUUGUGCGACCAGGCCAGACUGUCAGUGGGCGGCACCUUGGUGGACGACAGCUGCCAUGUCUUCAUGCUAGUUUUGUGGUUUUGUUGACUAACCGCUUUUCUGGACUUUUCAGUGUUUGUCAUUAUAUGUCACUUCAGACAAGGAUUAAAAAAAAAAAAAACACCAACUCCUGAUAGCAGGUUUUCAUCGAUUCCUUUUCUGUGAAUCAUCAGUAGGCCAUGAUUAUACCUGUAACUUCAGGGGUUAAAGACCCCUGUUAGCAUUAAAAAUAUGUAUUUCAAAAGCCCGAUGUUUGCCUAGAAUAUCUGCACACUUGGUAAUGACAGGUAUUGUCUUAUUACUGUAUCUUUGCACAAAUUCUCCACUGUAUGGAAUAAAGACAUGGGAUGUAGCUCCCUUGUUGUAUAGAAGUCAACUUUCUUAUGUGGAGUGAACAUACGUGUAAUUGACUGAAUUAUGUAUAUAAAAGAGCAAAUCCAAGGCAAAUAGCAGGAUUGUGAUUGUGAAGUUGAAUUUGUUAGCCCGCAGAGGGGACUACAUGAAAUGUAGCACACAGAGUUCACAAAAAGGUUACUUCUGUGUUAUAUUUGUACUGGAGAAAAUUAAAAUGCAUAGUGGAAGUUCUUGAGCGUGAGUUUCAAAUUUCAGUUUGGGGUGUUACGGUAAAGACAAGGGUUUCAUUUUCAGUUGUCCAGUGGAAGUGCUGAUUGAGUAGAUGCACCUCUCCACUGGAUGCGAAGUGCCCAGUGGCCGUGUAGAGCGUUCUUAACUAUACUUGUAUUUAUUAUCAUGUGAUCUGAAAGUAGGGAGCGACAUGUCUCACUUUGCUUUAACCACCCCACUGCAGAAUGACCAUGCCAACCCAUCUGCUUAAUAAACAACUUGCUCAGCCCACA